Messenger RNA from Drosophila eugracilis, 651 nucleotides. RefSeq lists its product as uncharacterized. Bases 1 to 318 code for a protein of 105 amino acids. The transcript is spliced from 4 exons. Lineage: Eukaryota; Metazoa; Arthropoda; Insecta; Diptera; Drosophilidae. The record is from RefSeq and is a predicted model, not a curated record.
AUGUUGCAGUUUCUCAACUCUGGGCACACAACUAGCAAGGGCUUCAUUUUUAUUUCGAGAGCUUGGUUUUUCCUAUUUUGUUGCACAAAGCAAAAGUUAAAAAAAAAUGUGGGGUGUUUAAAAAGUUAUGUCAAAGUGGUACAGUUUCCAUUGUCAUGUCUCAAACUAACUGCAAGGUGCUCAGAUGGCCAUCUAAUGGGUAAAACGGUGUUACAAUUAGCUUUAGAGAUCGGUUCGAAGGAGGUUAGAAGAAAAAAGCGUAGAAAAUCGUUCGAACCGUUUUCCGAAGCAAAAAACAUAAAAGUACUGCAACAAUAAAAAAAAAUGGUUUCAUUAUAAUCGAAAAGUUGAAAUGGAUUUGUCUUACGAAAAGUAAGAUGAAAAAAGAUUAUUUGAAAUCGACAAAUUGUUUUCAUGGUUGACUCAUUUGUCAAGCUGUAAGACAAAAAGAAACAAACAUAAAAGGCAAGAAUAAAUAUGAACAUCCUAAGACGCAACGUUUUACAGUCCGAAAUUAAACGAAAAAUUAAGUCUUAAAGGAAUGUAAAAUGUUGCAAAGAAGGUAACGUUUUACGCGCCUUAACAAGUCUAAGAAAAAAAAUAAAUUGGUAAAUUUCGUAAAACUGGUGAAAUGUUAUACGAACUUUUCAA